Molecule: messenger RNA, 3075 nt
Organism: Dictyostelium discoideum AX4
Lineage: Eukaryota; Evosea; Eumycetozoa; Dictyosteliales; Dictyosteliaceae
Product: AN1-type zinc finger-containing protein
Exons: 1
Coding region: 1-3075 (1024 amino acids)
Cellular component (GO): cytoplasm; nucleus
Molecular function (GO): 5'-3' DNA helicase activity; helicase activity; DNA binding
Source: RefSeq, a predicted model, not a curated record
AUGGAAAAUUAUAUUAAAAAAACAUUAGAAUUAUUAGAUAUUGAAAAAGAAUCAGAAGUUAAUGAAGCAAUUGAAAACUUUGCAACAUUAUCAAAUAAAGAAUUAGAAUUAAAAGGUGUUACAAUUAAUAAAGUUAAGAUUUUAAAUUUUUCAACAGGUUUAUCAGGUAGAAUUUUAAUAAAACUUGCAAGAGCAUCGUUUGUUGAUAAUGGUGGAUCAAACAAUAAUAAUAAUAAUAAAAAGCAAAAUAAUGAUAAAGAUAGUGAUGGUGAUGAUGAAGAUGAUAAUUUUGAUUUACCACCACAUAAAAUUUCAAAUGGUGAUAUAGUAGGUAUUAGACCAUCAAAAUCAAAACCAGGUACAAAUCAUUAUUUUAAAGGUGUAGUUUAUAAAGUUGAUUCUAGAAAGAUAGUUAUUGCAUUCGAUGAUAAUUACGAAGAUAGUGAUCCAAAUAAUAGACCAAUGUUGGAUGAAUAUUUUCAAACAUUAUAUUCAAUCGAUAAAUUAGCAAAUGAUGUAACCUAUAAGAAAAUUAGAGAAUCAUUAGAUAAAUUAAAAUUAAAUGUAAAUAAAAGAACUGGUAAUAGCGAGAAUUCAUUAAUCAAUUUAUUAUUAAAUGAUGGAUAUCAACCAUCAAAUAAUAAUAGUUAUUUUCAACAAAUUAAUAAAGAGAAAUUUGAACAACAAUUAAUAAAUAAAGGUUUAAAUCAAUCACAAAAAGAAGCAAUAUUAUUUUCAUUAUCAUCAAAUGAUGUAGCAUGUAUUCAUGGUCCACCUGGUACUGGUAAAACUACAACCGUUGUUGAAUUCAUUGUCCAAUUAAUUAAAUCUGGUAAAAAAGUAUUAGCUUGUGGUCCAUCUAAUUUAUCUGUUGAUAAUAUGUUGGAGAAAUUAUUAGAAUAUUCAAAUAGUAGUAGUUGUAAUGGUUUUUUAAUAAAUGCAACUAGAAUUGGUCAUCCAACUAGAAUUUUACCACAAUUAUUAAAACAUACAUUAGAUCAUAAAACAAAGAAUAGUGAAGGUGGUCAAAUUAUUAAAGGUAUUAAAGAUGAGAUUAAAAGUUUAUCAAAACAAUUAUUAAAAGUUAAACAACAUUCCGAGAGAAGAGUUAUACAAUCAUCUAUUAAAGAGUUACGUAUUGAUUUAAAGAAUAGAGAGAAAUCAUUAAUUCAACAAGUUAUAAACGAUUCAAAUGUAAUACUUUCAACAAAUACAGGUGCAUCUGAUUCAUCAUUAAAAGGUAUUGAUAAUUUUGACUGGGUUGUAAUAGAUGAAUGUGCUCAAGCAUUGGAAGCAAGUUGUUGGAUACCAAUUCAAAAAGGUAAUAAACUAUUGUUGGCAGGAGAUCAUCAACAAUUACCACCAACCAUUCAUUCAAUGGAAGCCGCUAAAAUGGGUUUAUCAAUUACCCUAUUCGAGCGUAUCAUUAAACAAUAUGGUGAUCAAGUUUCACGUCUUUUAAAUGUUCAAUAUCGUAUGAAUCAUAAAAUUAUGGAUUGGUCUUCAAUGGAAUUUUAUAAUUCAAAAAUGAUUGCUGAUAAAUCAGUUUCAAAUCAUCUAUUGGUGACUGGUGAUUCACCAAAAAUUAGAAAUACCUUAACAACAACUUGUCCUCUUUUAAUGAUUGAUACAAGUGGUUGUGAUAUGGAAGAAAGUCAAGAUGAUGAAGGUGAAUCAAAAUUUAAUAAUGGUGAGGUUAUCGUUGUAAAAAGACAUAUUGAAAAAUUAAUAGAAUGUGGUGUAAAACCAAAUGAUAUCGGUGUAAUCACUCCAUACAAUGGUCAAGUUAAACUCUUAAAAUCUUAUCUCUCUAAAAAAUAUUCAUCAAUGGAAAUUGGUACAGUAGAUGGUUUCCAAGGUAGAGAAAAAGAUGUAAUCAUCAUUUCAAUGGUACGUUCAAAUACUGAUGCUCCACAUAAAGUUGGUUUCCUUACUGAAGAUAGAAGAACAAAUGUUGCUAUAACUCGUGCUAGAAAACAUGUAGUUGUAGUUUGUGAUACUGAUACAAUCUCUUCUCAUGAACCUUUAAAACGUAUGGUUGAUUAUUUUAAAUUAAAUGGUUUAUUUAGAUCGGCUUUAGAAUAUAUUGAAGAUGAAUUCUUACCAAGUGAUACUGAUAAUUGGGAUAUUAGUUUAAAUAAAGAUGAUAAUAAUAAUAAUUCAACAACCACCACCACCACCACUACAACUAAUACAAAUAAUGAUUCAAAUAAAAAAUCAAAAAUUGAAAUGUUAAAAGAUAAAAAGAAUAAAAAAAGUAUUGAAGAAAAAGAAAAGAAAAAAAAUAAAGAUGAUUUAGAGAAACAAGAAGAAAAAGAAAAAUUAAGAUUACAAUUAGAAUCAAUCGUUAAUACAUUUAUGAAAACUUCAAUGGAAUCUCAUAGUUUUCCUUCAACAUUAUCAUCUUUUGAAAGAUUGGUUGUUCAUGAAUUAGCUGAAAAAAAUAAAUUAAAUCAUCAAUCAGUUGGUGAAGGUGAAAAUAGAGUAAUAACAAUUUCAAAGAAAAUUAAAAAAUCUGAUAAAAAUCAUGAAAAUGAUAAUGAUGAAGAUGAACAAGAUGAAGAUGAAGAUGAAGAAAAUGAUGAAGAUGAACAAAAAGAAAAUGAUGGUACAACAACAAAAACAACAACAAAUUCUACAAAUAAAACAAAGAAAAAGAAAAAGAAAGCAAAAAAACCAACAACAACAACAACAACAACAUCAACAACAACAACUACUAAAAAGAAAUCUGUUGAUAAGAAAUCUGCUGACGAAUUAUUAAAAGAAUUUGAAGCAAUUGAAUUAAGAGAAGUUGAUUUAAGAAUUUGUGGUAUGAAAGGUUGUGGGAAAAAUGUUGAAAUUUUAGGAAGAAUUUGUCAAUUUUGUACUCAUAAAUAUUGUACUCAACAUGCACUCUAUGAAAUUCAUGGAUGUGGUGAAAAAGCAAAAGCUCAAGCUAGAGCUGAUUGGUUCAAACAACAUGGUGAUGCUAAAAAGAAUGUUGUUGCUCAUGAAAAACUUCAAAAAACAAUAAAUGAUCAAUCUUCUGCAAGAAAAAAACAAACCACAACUUCAACAACAAAUAAAAAGAAAUAA